AUGUCAAGUUCAACAAGUGAAGAAACACUAUCGUCACAUUCCUCAUCUAUAUCUCUUAAUCAACUAAUGAAUUUUUCUCGAUAUAAUUUAGAAAACAAUAAUAUUGAAUUUGAUUAUCGUAUGGCUGAUACACUUAGUUCAACAAUUUUACAAUUAUGGUCUUCAUCAACUGAUUGUGAUCUUGUUUUUCUUGUUUCAAAUCGACGUUAUUAUGCACAUAGUUGUAUUUUAUUAGCUAUUUGUCGUUCACUUGAAAAUUAUUUUAUUCAUAUUAAAUCUUCAACAAUUAAAUAUACUUGUCAAUUAAAAAUUACAUCAUAUUAUGGUCUAGAACUUUUACUUAUUUAUAUAUAUACGUCAAGACUUAUUUUAAAUGUUCAUACUGUAUCAGAUCUAUUUCUUGUGUCAAGUGAACUCGAUGUUGAACAUAUCAUUCAACGAUGUAUUCAAUUUAUAAAUGAAUCUAUACAAAAAAUGUACAAUAAAUCUGAAAAAUUAUCACUUCUUUGGUUAUAUCUUAAAUGUUGUUUAUUGAUUCCAACUAUUCAUCAUGUAUUAUAUGAACGAAUUAUACAAGGAAUAAAGUAUUUCUAUCCUCAAAUAAUAUCUAGCAAACGUUUUCUUUCUUUAACACCUAAUAUUCUUAUACAAAUAUUUGAAUUAUUAUUUCCAAAUAAUAUAUCAUCAUCAAUUUUAUAUAAUUCUCUUCUUAAUUGGGCAUCAUAUACAGAUAAAUUAAAUCGACAAAUUAUAAUAGAAUAUCUAAUUUCAAAAUAUAUAAAUCAUUCCAAUUUAUCAAAGAAUAAUUCAUGUUUAAUAUCAAAUAAAUUUUCUAAUAUGGAUAAAAAAUUACAUGAACUUAUAAAUUAUCAGAGAAAUAUUCUCAAUCGUUUAGAUGAAUCAAUAAUUCAUAUUGAUAGUACUGAUUCAUUAGAAUUAAAUAAAUCAUCUUAUUGUCUUAUUUCAUAUAAUUCAAUUAAAACAAAAUCUUCAAAAGAACAAACCUUAUGGAUAACAGAAUCCGAAGAAACAAUAAAUUCAAAUCAAAAUUCUCAAUAUUUAUGGAAUAUUAAUCAUAAAAAAAUUACAACAAUAGCUAUAUGUUGUACAUUAAAAAGAAAUCGUAAAGAAAUUAAUCAAGAUUUUAAUCAAGCUUUAUAUUUAUUUAAUCAAUUUGAUUCAUCAGAACAAAAAUAUGCAUUUAUUCAUGUUGGAAAAUUUCUUUAUGCUAUAGGAGAAUAUAAAACAAGAAUGUUUAAAUUUAAUAUUACGUCUCAUACGAUUCAACAUAUUGAUGGUCCUUAUCCUGGUCGAAGUCAAUUUGGUUUAGCAGCAACUAUUGAUUAUAUUAUUCUUAUUGGUGGUUUAAUUAAUGAAGGAAAAUCAAUCUCAUCAAGUAUUCUAUUUAAUUGUAAACAAGAACAAUGGUAUUCAUUACCUAAUUUACCACUUAGAUAUCAACAAGGUGUUUUUCUACCUGGUGUUUGUUUUAUUGAUCAUUGUACAAUAAUUGUUGUCGGAGGUUUAAUCAUGACUAGUGAAGGACCCGUGGCAAUGAGAAAAUGUUUUCAUUUGAAUUUAAAUAAAAGAAAAUGGUUAUCAAUAGAAUCAUGUAAGGAAGCAAGAGGACAACCGAUUGUAACUUAUUAUUCAGAUAUGAUUUAUGCUAUUGGUGGAUUACAAUAUAUUUAUGAUAAAUAUAAAAUAAUGACAAGUAUUAAUGUCAUUUCAAUUGAACAGUAA
Rotaria sp. Silwood2 is the source of this 1743-nucleotide messenger RNA. NCBI's taxonomy places the organism in Eukaryota, Metazoa, Rotifera, Eurotatoria, Philodinida, Philodinidae. The record is from the annotation of a GenBank genome assembly.